AUGGCCCCCCGCGCGCUCUGCCCUCCGCGGCGGUGCUGCCAACGCGACGGGUCUGGCGUCCGCACCCCACGCGCCCACGCCCCCGGGGGGACCCCCCGGGCUGGUGGCAUGCGCGGGUCGGCCGGGCCGCAGCGGCCGCCCACGCCCGGCCGGGUGCCCAGCAGCCCCCAGGCCACGGCCCUCGCGCCCUGCUGUCUGGGGAGGGUCGUGCCCUCGCACACGACCAGAUCCCCCCGCACCGGGAUCGCACGGUGGAAAAUUGUUUUCAUCUUUGUCCAGUCUAAGUGGGAUCCAAGUGGGAUCCAAGUUGGAUGCAUCGCCCAGAGAUUCACAGCCCACUGUGGGCUCUCUGGGGGCGGCGUGGCCACGGGCGCGACGCGGCGUCCUCGGGAGGGCCGGGGGGAAGCCUGGGGCGCCGGGCCGGGGCAGUCUCGGACUGCCGCGGUCGGGUGCUUCGGGGCUGGCCCCGACCCUCCCCAGGGCGCCGCGCCCCCCGCCCGGGGGUGUUCGCCAGUUGGCGGCGGGGACUUGGGCGGGGCGCGUUGGCGGAGUGGGCGGUUGGAGGGUUGGAGGGUUGGAGGGAGACGCGCGCGGCACCACCUCCCCAUCAAGGGCUCCGGCAGCGCCGGGGGCUUGGAGGGGGAUGUUCGCCAGUUGGCGGCGGGGACUUGGGACAUGUGCCCUGUCGCUAGAUCGGUGGGGACUUGGGUGGAGCCGCUGAGAGCGCACGGCCCACGGUGGCUCGCCAGUCGGUGGCCCUGGGCCUUUGCAAAUUGCGCCCAGGCCCGCCGUGCGCCGCGGGCGCACCGCCAGGGGCGGCGCCCUUGCCAACGCGAAGGGUGGUCUCCCCCGGGCCGCGCCCGCGAGCCCCGGGCGCUCGGGGGUGGCGGGAGUGACGACUCGGGGCACCACGGGCCCGGCAGCAGCGGCCACGGGCCUCCGCCCGGCGUGCGCGGCGGGGAGAUGUGGGAGAUGUGA
Penicillium argentinense is the source of this 978-nucleotide messenger RNA. RefSeq lists its product as uncharacterized. The record is from RefSeq and is a predicted model, not a curated record. NCBI's taxonomy places the organism in Eukaryota, Fungi, Ascomycota, Eurotiomycetes, Eurotiales, Aspergillaceae. The coding region runs from base 1 to 978 and encodes 325 amino acids. The transcript is spliced from 3 exons.